Messenger RNA from Caenorhabditis remanei, 1212 nucleotides. RefSeq lists its product as uncharacterized. Bases 1 to 1212 code for a protein of 403 amino acids. The record is from RefSeq and is a predicted model, not a curated record. NCBI's taxonomy places the organism in Eukaryota, Metazoa, Nematoda, Chromadorea, Rhabditida, Rhabditidae. The transcript is spliced from 7 exons.
AUGUCGGUACCUAAUCUUGAAAAAUCAAAGGAACUCGAGAUAAAACGAGCUGAGAAGGUUGCCGAAGUUCGAAAUGCACUUGAGAAACUGUCCGGUGCGCAAUUCAAGAAACUGGAAAACUUACAAAGAAUGGAGCGGGUUCUAAAAAAAGAAAUCGAAACACUACUACAGGCGAAGGACAAGCUCGAGUCUCAUUUGGUCACUUGCAAUUACGCAUUCUAUAAAUCAAUAAUUGAUGAAGUGGAACCCAUGGAAAAUGCUCUUUCUGUUCUCAAGACGUUCAAGAAAAAUGACGUAUCAAUUACUGUCGACAUUGUGACUAAAGAACCCCAUUCUUGGAUCAAACUUGUCAAUCGCUCAGCUAAAAACGUUCUCAUCGAAUAUCGCGAUGGAAAACGAAACGGCGAUAUCAUUGCUCAAAUCAAGCAGCAGCUUUACGUUUCUCGUCGUUUCAAUAACCCUCAAAUUCGAGUCAUCUUCAAAAAUGGAAUUCUCUGCGAAAUGGCUGAUAAACUGACACGCCAUGGAAUCAUUGUUGAUGGUGAGCGCAUUGAGAAAGAACAUCCCGACCUUACUGGAAAAUGGAAUGAUGCACUCAUUGAAAAGUUAGGAGAAAGCGAAGAUUCGGAUUGGGAAUAUGACGAAGAAGAUGUCAUACCAAUCAAGCCAUGCCACCAACAAUCACGGCUAACAUCAUCAAUCCCUUCAAUAAACCUUGAUAUUUCUGCUGUUAUGCUCUUAGUUUCAAAUAUGUGCGAACCAUCUGGAGCCAGAUUCAAGUUCCAGGAAGAGAUGAUCAAUAAGCAUGUCGAAAAUGAACGAGAGACACCAGCGAAAAAGCCUUUAUUGGAGAAGUUGAAAGGGCACCGUUUGAUUAUGAGUGAGCUGGCACUUGAUCAAGUCAGAAAGAUAGUUCACUAUGUUGGUGGGCCGACAGAGAAGAUUCGAUUUGCCGAACUGGUGAAAACUAUUGAGUCAAUUCCAGAUGAAACUGGUGAUGUCGGAAGAGUUUCAAUGCUAUCUGAUAUCAAAGGAAUCACUCCUAUUACGAAAAGAGUUUUCUCUUGCGCGGAAACAACUGGUACACCCACAGUGACUGCCAACCACAAGUUCUUGAAACACUCUAAGGCAAAAAAUAUCUACUUCGAAGUAAUUGAAAUUCCUCCACGCCCACUCACCGAGCAGAAAGAAGCAAAUGCUGAAGCCAUUUGA